AUGGACGUUGAAGUAUCCGAUGUGAAGAAGAGUCUAGUGCUGGCAGAAAAUAGUCCUGGAAAGGAUAGUACUGAAUAUAUUAUUAUUUUUGAGCCUCGGUUAUCACCUUUAACAAGAACAUUAGAGCCAUAUAUACUACCAUUUAUGUUUUAUAACGAUGUUAAGAAGCAGCAACAAAUGGCAGCACUUACAAAAGAAAAGGACCAGUUAUCUAAAUCUAUUAUUAUGUAUAGAAGUCUAUUUGAAGCAAGCAAACAGCUUCUUGAUGAAAUGAAAUGCCAAGUGGAAGAAGCAAAAUUAAAGGAGUCCCAGUUGCGAAAUGAGUUGAAAACAUAUAAUAUUGAUAUUCCUACAACACAACAGGUAUAGCU
This is a messenger RNA of Dipodomys ordii (Ord's kangaroo rat), 371 nucleotides long. RefSeq names its product structural maintenance of chromosomes flexible hinge domain-containing protein 1-like. Gene Ontology annotation, biological process: double-strand break repair. The record is from RefSeq and is a predicted model, not a curated record. Lineage: Eukaryota; Metazoa; Chordata; Mammalia; Rodentia; Heteromyidae. Gene Ontology annotation, cellular component: Barr body. The coding region runs from base 1 to 369 and encodes 122 amino acids. The transcript has 4 exons.